Messenger RNA from Centruroides sculpturatus (bark scorpion), 6812 nucleotides. Its product is annotated as bromodomain-containing protein 3-like. The transcript is spliced from 26 exons. NCBI's taxonomy places the organism in Eukaryota, Metazoa, Arthropoda, Arachnida, Scorpiones, Buthidae. Gene Ontology annotation, cellular component: nucleus; chromatin. Gene Ontology annotation, biological process: chromatin remodeling; regulation of DNA-templated transcription. The record is from RefSeq and is a predicted model, not a curated record. Bases 751 to 4761 code for a protein of 1336 amino acids.
UUGCCGAAUGACGUUGCAAGAGGUGAGACAGUUGUUUUGGCAUCGUGUAGUGUGAUGGGCAACGGUUAGUAUACUCGGCGUUCUAGUCGCGUACGGUGUGCAUUAUGGUGUCUUUAUUUGACUUCUAACAUAACAUACCGUAAGUGAGAUUCGAGUGAUUGAAAUAUAUCGUUUUCGGUACUUUAAUCGAAGGUAAAUGUGUGAAAUAUGACUAGAAACAUGUCGCGGCACGUCACGUGACCGCCGCCGGACCAAUCGGUGAUGAGUAGACUGCACGUCGACUAUAAAAGGUGCUCUGAGGGUUGUUGUUUUGUGGUUGCGUAGCCAUUGCUGCUGAGGGAACGGUGCCGACAUUUUCAAUCCGAAGGAUAUUAUGGACACGAAGAACCAUCCGGCACUACAAGGAUAUCAGCAGCCAUCUCACAUCAACAACAAAGGGUACUAUGUUGUUAUUUUCAACCUUAGUCGUAUUAUAAGAAGUUAUUUCGGUGGUUUUACCAAACCAUCGGGUAUUACCGUUCCAAGGACAGCCAUCUUUAACGUUUAAGAAUCCAUUAAAAAUCUACCAAAAAGAAGAGUUUAUAAUCCAGGUAUUUUGACGUCGUGAGUCAAUAAAUAAAUAAAAAAAAAUCACUAUAAAAAAAAAUUAAAACGGAACACUACUAGAAAACUUACUUUGUUUUUAAAAGUAUUGUGAUUAAAAAAGAGAUCGUUUUGACUAAACCCCGCCAUGUUCUACCCGAACACGAAAUGACAAAAAAGUCGUUCGAAAUGAGAAAAAGUUUGAUGAUAAAUGACAAAAAGAUGGGAGGUACUCAAGAUGAAAGCAGACAUGAAGUGAAUAGUAACGAUAUGGCAUCUAUCAAAGAGGAAGAACAACCAAGUUUAGAACCCAUAGACGGCAUUGUUCAACCUCCGUGUAUUCCACCUCCUGAUAAGCGCCACCGAAAUAGUAAUCAACUUCAGUUUCUGUUAAAGAAUGUGAUGAAAGCAGUAUGGAAACAUCAAUUUGCUUGGCCUUUUCACGAACCUGUUGACGCUGUUAAAUUAAAUUUACCGGAUUAUCACAAAAUUAUAAAAUGUCCGAUGGAUUUAGGUACGAUUAAAAAACGACUGGAAAGCUGCUGGUAUUAUUCAGCUUCAGAAUGUAUAGAAGAUUUUAAAACUAUGUUCACAAAUUGUUAUGUAUACAAUAAACCUGGUGAAGAUGUUGUUUUUAUGGCACAAACACUUGAAAAAUUAUUUCUGACCAAAAUUACAGAAAUGCCAGAAAAAGAGAUUGAAAUACCUUUGCCACCAUCUAAGUUGUCAGGUAUGAAAGGUAAAGGAAAGAAGAAAGGUGGUGGACGAGGAAGAGCAGCAGCUAGUACAACUACAAGUAUGGCAAAUUCAAUUUCUGCACCUGGAUCAAUCCCCAAUUCCAAUCCUGUCAUUCCAUCAAUUCCUAGUAUACAAACAUCACUACCUCCUCCAAUGAGUACAGUUGCUCCUAGGAGUAUACCCGGUAGUACUAAUACUCCAACUACUCUUACAGCAUCAACUUAUACUGUUUCUCAAAAUACCCAGCAGAUAGUUAAAUCAAAUAACUAUGCAGGUAUGAUAGACUCUCCAUUGGCAGCAUCACCAGCAACUGGAAACACCAGUCAAGAUAGUCAACUAAUUCAGUCAUUAAGCAACACUCCAAACACAUCAAGUAGUAUGGUCCAAACGGCACCUGCGAAGAUGAAAAAAGGAGUGAAAAGAAAAGCAGACACGACUACGCCAACAACAAACUCAGGUUAUGAUUCUGUAUAUCAGCUUCCACCUACGGCCACCACCCCUCCACCUGAUGCAAAAAUGCAGAAAAUUUCAAGGAGGGAAAGUGGAAGACCAAUUAAAAAGCCAUCUAAAGAUUUACCAGAUACUCAAAUAGACUUAACUGUUCGGGGUAAUAAAAGUGGAGUCAAAGAACAGCAUCCUGCAAAAACGAAAAAGGGAAGAUUAACAGAACAAAUGAAAUACUGUAGCAGUAUUUUAAAAGAAUUAUUUGCCAAAAAGCAUGCUGGAUAUGCUUGGCCAUUUUAUAAACCAGUAGAUGCUUUUCGAUUAGGACUUCAUGAUUACCACGAUAUUAUUAAACAUCCCAUGGAUCUAGGAACCGUGAAAGAAAAAAUGGAUAAUAGAGAAUAUAACUCCCAUUAUGACUUUGCUACUGAUGUAAGAUUAAUAUUUACAAAUUGUUAUAAAUAUAACCCUGCUGAUCAUGAAGUUGUUGCAAUGGCAAGAAAAUUACAGGAUGUUUUCGAAAUGCGUUACGCAAAGAUGCCAGAUGAACCUUCAGUAGAGCCAAUUGUUCCAAUCAAUGAUAAAGUGGAAGAUACAAGUAGUAGUAGUUCAUCCUCCUCUUCUGAAAGUUCAUCUAGCAGUGGUUCUGAAGAUAGCGAAGAUGAGAGAGAAAGGAAAUUGCAACAAUUACAAGAACAGUUGCGAAAAGUUACCGAAGAAAUUUCUGUAUUGGCUGGACAGACAAGUAGGAAAAAAGAUAAAAAGAAAAGAAAGAAAAAGAAAAAAGAGAAGGAAGAAGUUAAAGAAACUAAACAGGAGAUAGAUGUCUUGCCUGUUGAUUCAGCUGUUGCCACUCCUCAACCUGCAGCAGUGCCCUCAAAAACUCAAAAACCUGUGAAAAACAAAAACAACACAACCCCUGCCAAAAUGCCUAAUCAGACAAAACAGCCAGGACAAACAAAACGACAAAGAUCAAAUGGAAAAUCUUCCAAAAAAAGUAAAUCUGUUUCUGCUUUUGAUAGUGAAGACGAAGAUAAUGCAAAACCUAUGUCCUAUGAUGAGAAAAGACAGCUUAGUUUAGAUAUAAACAAACUACCUGGUGAUAAACUUGGAAGGGUUGUGCACAUUAUUCAGUCAAGGGAGCCGUCAUUGCGUGAUUCGAAUCCCGAUGAAAUAGAGAUAGAUUUUGAAACAUUAAAGCCAUCUACAUUAAGAGAACUGGAAUCAUAUGUUGCUUCUUGCUUAAGGAAGAAACCCAGAAAACCUUAUCUGACAAAGAAUAAAGGUCCUGGAAAAUCAAAAGAAGAACAGGUGCGAGAGAGGAAACAGGAACUGGAAAAAAGGCUACAGGAUGUUAGCGGUCAGCUAGGAUCUUCGAAGAAAUCUCAAAAGAAAGAUAACGAAAAUUCGCACGUUGAUGUCGUUGGCGGGACGAGCCGUCUUAGCAUGAGUAGUAGCAGUUCCAGUGAUAGUGAUAGCAGCAGCAGUAGUAGCACCAGCAGUUCAUCGGAUAGCAGUGAUUCAGAAUCAGAAUUACACAGGAGGAAACAAAAAACAGAGAAAAGUCAACUUCUCCAGCCUGAUAUUCAGAUGGUUCCAACACCCCAUAACCAAAUAGUUGGACCAACUCAACCACAGUUACCUCUAGGUGGACCAAUGAUGCAUCAAGGCUAUCCACAACCGGCUACGGAUCUUUCAUAUCAACAUCAACAUCAGCAUCAGCAGCCGGCACAUCACUUCCAGCAACCACAACCGCAUCAACCACAUCACUUCCAGUCUCUUCCAGCACAUAUGUCUUCACAAUCAAAUGAACAACAUGUUCUUGCCACUAUGUACCCUAACAUUAAUCAACCAGUACCGCCACAAUCUACACCCGUUUCAAGGCCUCCCGUAGCAAGUCAUAGUUUGCCCCAACAACCUUCUCGUCCUUCUGCUACUGCGACGGCAGCACCCGUCAAGAAAACAAUAAUUCCUACACCGUCUAGACAAGAUACUGUGAUAGAUCCUAACUUACAAGGAGUUUUGUAUACAACUGGUGGACUAACAAAUGCAGCUACAGGGUUACCAAUUCUACCCUCUUCCACUCAAUCAUCAGUGCCAAGUCAGGGACCCGCCACUCCAACUCACGCACCUCAUCUUUCCAUCCCGUCUCCAAAUACUCCAAGUACGUCAACUUCGUUUCCUCCACCACCGAUACUGACACCUGCACCAGAGUUAAAACCUCAUAAUUCUCAAAUCACCGCUCCUACAUCUGCACCCACUCCUCCUCCACCAAAUAUAACAAAAACAAAAGAUAUCAGAAAUGAAGAAUCCAAUUAUGUUCAUUCUAAUUCCAUUCCUUCAACCAGGUUAACUGAAAGUCAUAUGCAGAAUCAAUAUCCAGCAACCAGUACGGUGUCAUCAUUAAGUAUGGGGAGUCAUGAUAAUAAUUUAAUGACUGUAAAUGGAGAGAAGAAAGAUAAUGUCCCUUCUCUCUUAACAUCUAACACUCCAUCAAUGAAAAAGAAUGAGUCCAAACUAAAGAAUUAUGGAUCGUGGUCAAGUCUGGCCCAAGUGGUUUCCAAUAGUCCAAGCACAAGCAAUCCGUCUGUACUGAAAACUUCUGCUAUGGAUAGCUUCCAACAAUUUAAAAAGCAAGCCAUAGAGAAGCGAGAUAGGCAAAGGCAGUUAAUAGAACAACAAGAAUUGAGAAGGCAUCAGAAAGAGCAAGCAGAAAGAGAGAGGAUAAAAUUAGAAAGAGAAAGGCAAAGAGAGCGCGAAGAGGAGGAAGCUUUAGAGCGAGCAAGAAAAGCACAACAAGCUCAACAGCAACAAAUGGAAGAGAUGGCACGCCAACAGGAACAACAAGUUACCCAGAAAGCAACAUCUCCCAGUGUAAGUGAACGUGAGAGGCAAAGAUUAAGGGAACAAGAAAGGAGAAGGCGAGAAGCUAUGGCUGGUCAAAUUGACAUGAAUAGACAAAGUGACAUCAUGGCUACAUUUGAAGAAAUGCUGUGAUUCUUUAAACAGUCCUACUAUGGAUAGAUAAAUAUUUUAUUUCCUUCAAUUGUGAAUAAACUGAGGACAAAGAACUUGUGAUUCUUUGAAAGUUCAUCUCAUUUAUUGCAAAAUAUUUUCCAGACUGUAUUUUGCUUAAAUGGAAAAAAAAUGCAAAAAACAAGUAGAAGAAAGAAGAAUUUAUCAGCUGUUGUUAGAGCAUGAUAAAACUUCAAGGGCAUUUUGGUCACACCGACUGUACAUAAUUACAUACAUCAAGGGGAUCCACAUGUGAACUACAAGGUGGUGUAGGUGAACAUGCUGUAAAUACAGCUUAUAUUAUGUAUUUGUUUAUCAAGUGUGCCUGUGGUAUGCAUGUGCGUAUGACUGUAUCAUGUGUUUAUGUGAUAUAAUUUGUGAGAAGCAUGCAAGCUUCCACAAACCUUACCAUUCCCUGCCUGUUAUAAUGGCUAUGUUAAUUGCUCACCUGCCCGCCAGUUUUUUACAACACAUUGUUGUAUGUGAAUAAUGAAAAAAAUCAAGGUAAUUUGUAUCUUUGUAUAAAAAAACAAAAAAAUUACAAGUGGUCACGGUUGAAUAAUGAACGUUAAAAUGCAGAGUGAGGGGGAAGCGCAGGGCAUUUGUGCCACUAGCUCUGCCUAGUUCUCCAAAAAAAAAAUAUUCAGAGAUGUCUAGAGAGUGUUUUCAUUUUAUGUAUGUAAAGGGAUUAUGAUAUGAAUUCAUUUGCUAGUAUAAUAUGAAUCAUUCUUCUAAAUGCAUAUAAAGGAAUAAAGCAAUCCUCUUCUCACUGUAGAAUUUGUCAUAGAUAAAUAUUUUUUAAUCUCAUAAUUAGCUAAAAAAUGAUCAUUACCAUUGAAGAUACUUCAUCGUUUCCACCUUUCUCCAUCACUCACAUCACGCUGUUCAAAAAUAAUCCACCAGAUGUUCACCUAGUUAUUAUUAAGUCAUGUAUUAUAUUAAUAGUUAGUCAAAGGAGGACAGAUUUACAACAUGCAAUAUUAGGCUUUUGUUUACUCCACGCAACUGCCUCACCUUAAAAGCCAAUUCAGAAUUAAUCCAGAAGAAAUCGUCUUCAUUAUGUUUUUUUCCACGUGCAGCAGAAAGUAUCCACCAGAAGUCGAAAUUAAUUGAAACAAGAGGAUUGCUUGAUUUUUUAAGAGGAAAAAAAAAUUAUUUAAUUGUUUCCAAAUUGAAGAGAGAUCGUGAUCCCCUGGACUCUAAGAAAAUUGUACAGAUAGGAAAGAAUUCUUAUUAUUAUUAUUAUUAUUAAUUAUUAUUAUUAUUAUUAUUAUAUAUAUACAUAUAUAUAUAUAUAUAUUAAUAUCAUUUGGUUGCACGCAGCAUUCGAGGCACGAUUUUCUCGUGCAUUUAAAGUCCAAAAAAAUAUGAAAAAACACACAAAGCAUUUUUCGCCUGAUGAAAGGCUUAGUAACAACACUAGUGCCUGGCAGUUGUUAUUUUUAAUGAGGGGGAAAAAACAAUUAAAUGUACUUAAGAUUGGUGUUGGGGCCAUUGAUUUCUUCUCUUUUAUAUUAUGUAUGUUUAAACUGUAAUUAUUAGUUUUAUCUUUUAAGAAAGAACAUUUCAUAAAAUAGCUUUAUCCUACAUUUAAAGAGUUAAAAAAAAAACAGAAAAAAAUAAUAAUAAUUAUUCUCCUUAGUGUUUAUCUCAUUACAAAUACUUUUUUUUGUAUCAGAGGAAGAUGUUUCAUUUUAUUUUAUUUUUUCUCUCUUUUUUUUUAAUGUUUUGCUCUUUGUAUAAGAGGGCAAAGAAAAAUCAACAAAACACAAAAGACGUGGCUGGCCUACUAUAACUUAUUGAUGUGGAGUGUUGCCAUAUUGAUACAUUCUUUGGUAUCUCAAUAGCCACUCUCAUGCAAUGUAAAUAAUUGAUGUUCCUAGUAAAAUAUCACUUAAGAAUAAUUAUUCCAUGUAGAAAAAAAAAAUACUUGAAAGAAAGUUGACCAGUUUGUUUGAAUGAUUGAAGUAAUGUAAUAAGUUCAGUAAAUGCUCGUAUUAAGGUUUUUAAAUAUAAUUUGAUGUCACUUGCUA